AUGAUUAAUUUAGUUUUACUACUCGUCGCAGCAGCGCUAGUAUCGGCGCAAUUCUCUUUCGAAGCCAACGCUCAAAUUGACAACACUAAAGUUGACAUGGAUAAUAAUUUACAAGGUAAUUUGUUACCAACCCAACGCAGGCGCCUUCGGAAGUACGUCCGGAUCUCAAUACCGCCACCAGAGCGCGCUCGCUUCGUUUCCGGGAAGAGGCUGGAGCUAGAGUGCGAAGCGAUGGGCUCACCAGCGCCCUCUGUGCACUGGCUGUUGAACGACGAACCAGUAAUUGAUUACGAAGAAGAAGCCAACGAGAUCCCGACCAGUCAUCCCUCGAACCUCGCGCGUCUCACCAGCAAACUCAUUGUCCCAUCGGCCCGGGAUGGAGACGUAUUCACAUGUGUAGCGACUGCCGGGAUCAAAGAGGACUCAGCUUCCACCACCAUCUACUCAGAAGGCGCAGAAACACCUCAACUGCUGACUCUAGAAAAAUUGUUCAGUAUCCCAUCAAAACCUGUCAUCACCACCUUUUACAAUGACGUACUGCAAGAGAUCGGUACCACACUGAUCCUGCCGUGCCGAGUGUACAGUCAAACCGAACACCAGGUCUUCUGGCAGGACAGUCGAGCCAAUCUGGUCUAUAGCAACUCGAGGAUACGGGUGCUGCCAUCUGGUGACUUAUUAAUUGCCGGCUUGCGUUGGGCGGAUAUGGGCGAAUGGACGUGCACCGCUAAAAACAUGUACGGGAAAGAUUCCGCUACUACUUUCCUCUACCCAACGAAACCUAGGCAACAGUAA
Parnassius mnemosyne (clouded apollo) is the source of this 792-nucleotide messenger RNA. Lineage: Eukaryota; Metazoa; Arthropoda; Insecta; Lepidoptera; Papilionidae. The record is from the annotation of a GenBank genome assembly.